Bursaphelenchus xylophilus (pine wood nematode) is the source of this 3157-nucleotide messenger RNA. The record is from the annotation of a GenBank genome assembly. NCBI's taxonomy places the organism in Eukaryota, Metazoa, Nematoda, Chromadorea, Rhabditida, Aphelenchoididae.
AUGUUAGGUAUUCCAUUCGUGAAUACCUACAUCAAGAACGUGAAAGUCCAACCCGUUGCGGACUCCGUCGACUGGCUCAACUACUAUGUCAGUGCGCUGUUGUUGAUUUGCUGUUCAUUGGCCAUUUCUGCCAAGCAGUAUUUCGGCUCGCCGAUCCAGUGUUGGGUGCCCAUGGAGUUUAAAGGUGGCUGGGAAAAAUACGCCGAGGACUAUUGUUUCAUCGCGAAUUCCUACUAUGUUCCGAUGGACGAUGAGAUUCCCAAGGACCUGGAGGCUCGUCAAGACCAAAUCACGUAUUAUCGAGUAAGUUUGGGACGUUUUAUACGAUGAAACAUUUCUGGAGGCUAAUUUUUGUGAUUUUUCUGAAAAAAAUCAAUUUUUCUCGCAAAAAAUUGGUGGAAAAGUUUACACAGAACUUCCUUAUUAAAUUACCAACUGUAAAUUAUCUGUUUUCAGUGGGUACCGAUCGUUUUGGCCCUUCAAUCCAUCCUUUUUUGGCUUCCAAACUACUUGUGGAACAACAUCCACAAACAAACCGCCAUUCAUCCGAGAGCACUGGUAGAUGAUGCUCGGCAAAUCGUUAUCCUCACUGGGCAGGAUCGCGAGAGGGAAAUCGACAACUUGGCAAGGUAUAUUGCCGAUGCUUUGAGUGCUUUCGCACCAGCAAAUAAAGGGGUAAGUUGAUGAUUUUUUGGUGGAAAAUUGAAGGAAAAAUGAUGGUUUUAGAUAUUUUAUAGAUCUUGGAGACAAUUCAGAUUAGUUUAAAAUAUGUUGACGACUUCCUGGUACACCUUUUGACCAUUUUUGUCUAGUGUAAUAUAUAUAUUUUUUUUAAAGAGCUCUAAAAUAAUCUAAUUCAUUCUGAAUUAGAUAUACAGUGUUUUAUUAUGACGUUUUAUGAUAUAAACUUUAAGAAAAUCUUUCAAUUUGAAUCAAAAAUAAUGUAAUUUAUCCCAUAGCCACCUAAAGUAAUAUAAAAUUUGUAGAAACUUGCCCGUUCCGGAUUCAAUGCGGCAAUUUUGUACUUGCUCAUGAAGUUCUUAUACGUUGUCAACGCCGUUGGUCAACUCGUGAUGCUGAAUUAUUUCCUCGGAGGAGAAUAUUUUUCGUGGGGAUUCGAGACGAUGAAGGAUGUGAUCCGAGGCGAAGAAUGGAAGGAAUCCGAGGUGUUUCCUCGAGUUAUUAUGUGCGAUUUCUCGGUAAGUAAUUUGGGCUGGAUUUUGGGCGAAAUGAACGAGUUUUGUGGAAAUUUCCAAAAAAUCCGUCAUCAUGACAUGUAUAAUUUUGCAAAAUUUGUCAUAGUGAUUAUUGGGAAUGAAUGAGUGGUGGUAAAAUACGUGCUCAUAAAUUUUUUUGCAAAGAAAUUUGCUCAUUUAUAUGGUGUUUGAUACCAGGAUGACGUAUUUUCUGGACUUUUGAAGUUUUGAGAUUUUUGGUUUUUUUGGGUGAGAUUUGGCCCUCGGGAACUGGGACGAUUGGGAAAAAAGACGAUUGGGAAACCGAAAAGUGUUAUUUUUCUUCGAUGCAAGUGCCAAAAUUAGGAUAAGGGGGUUCGAUGGUGCUGCUUUCAAAUAAAAAAAAAUGAAUAAGAUUUUCGUAAUCAGCAAGGUCGAAGCCCUCAAACCGAGUAUUUGCGAAAAAAUUCAAAAAAAUUACUACUUUACAGUACUACUUAAGGAAAAAAGUAACUAUCAAAAAAAUGAAUGUCAUUUUCAAAAUCAGAACCCUCGAUUAUCAUAAUUUCGGCACUUGCGUCGAAGAAAAACAAUACUUUUCGGUUUCCCUAAUCGUCUUUUUUCCCAAUCGUCCCAGUUCCCGAUGGUCAAAUCUCACUCAAAAAAACCAAAAAUUUCAAAACUUCAAAGUUCCAGAAAAUCCGUCAUCCUGGUAUCAAACACCAUAUAAAUGAGCGAAUUUCAUAGCAUAAAAAUUUAUGAGCGCGUAUUUUACCACCACUCACUCAUUCGCAAUAAUCACUGUGACGAAUUUUUCAAAAUUAAACAUGUCAUGAUGACGGAUUUUUUGGAAAUUUCCACAAAAUUCGUUCAUUCUUCCAACUCCAAACCCUCGAGGGCUUCAAAACAAAUUUUGAAUUCAGAUUCGCCGCUUGGCCAACAUUCAACGGCACUCGGUGCAAUGCGUGAUCAUGAUGAAUAUGAUCAACGAAAAGCUCUACUUCUUCCUCUACUGGUGGCUCCUGUUCGUCGCCAUCGUAACCGCCGUCAACUUCUUCUACUACCUGUUCACAAUGCUGUUCCCCUCAUGCCGCGUCCGCUUCAUCCGCUCCAACAUUAACCUCAAUGACCUGGCCAACAUGGGCCUGGGACGGGGCGAUAUCGAACGAUUUGUGGUCGACUUUUUGCACUGCGACGGAGUACUUGUCUUGCAUUUUAUUCGCCGACACAUUGGCGGCAGAAUCACGUAUGAUCUGAUGAACCAGUUGGUCCGAAUUUUUUGGCAUGAAGCCGGUUCUCAGACCCCCUCCAAAGCCUCGGACCGAUCUCAUGAACCGUUGUUGAGGGGAAGCGCGUAUAGGAGAAAUAUUGCCGGAGAUUAUAAGGUAAGCUUUGGGGAAUUUGGUUGGUUUUUGAGGUGAUUUUUUGACAUAAAAUUUGGAGAUGGUCAUGGAUAAUAUAAUUUUUUUUUUGUUUUUUUUUUCUUUUUUUUUUUUUUGAAUCUGGAAGAGUUUGCUUUUUUGAGUCCAAAAAAUUGAAAAAAAAAAGAUUUUGUGAGUCUUCCGAAUAAUUUGCAAAAUUUUUUGUUAAAUUUUAUUUUUUUGAAUUUUAAAAUAUUUUUAAAUCUAAAUAAUUUUUUUAUGUCUUCCCAGGUGUAAAAAAAAAUUUGGAUCAAAAAAUUUUUUGGAAUUUUUUCGAAAAAAAUCACAAUUUUUUUCAACUGACGAUUUUUCGCUGUUUUAAAUUACAAUUCCCCCCGUUUUCAGCCCUCCAUGUACAGCCCAGCCCACCUCUACCCCAACCCACACGGUCUAAAAACGGCGCCGAAGUUGGACGAGAAGAACCAAACCAUUGAUUUCAUCGACGAAGGCACAUUGCCCCUGAGGGAUUUGGAGAACACCACUCCCGUCCGCUCCCCGAAUCAGAACCAAUACUCGUCGAGUCCGGCGCCCGUCACCAAAUCCAGCAUGAGCUCCGUGUAG